GUUCACGCGAGCGGUGCCGGGGCGCACAAACGCCUUUGCAGACAUCGUCAUCUCUAGCGGAAAAUGAAUCGUUUAAUAGUUCUUCUCUGUGUAUGUUUGUGGCAUUUAGACAGUGUGUUUGGUGCGGUUCAAAUAAACACAGUCCUGUCAGUGACGGAGGGAGAUUCUGUCACUCUACACACAAAUAUUACUGAACUGACAGAUGAAGGAAUCGAGUGGACUUUUGGUGUUCAUAGUCAAACUGAAAUUAUAGCAACAAUCCACAAAAACAAAAUAUCAUCUAUCAGUGAGAGAUUGAAGAAUCAUGUAGAGAUAGAUGAUCAGACUGGAUCUCUCAUCAUCACAAACAUCAAAACUCAACACACUGGACUUUAUAAAGUAGCCUUCAAUAGAAAUGCAAAGCUAGUUAGCUUCAUUUUCAAAGUCAUCGUUUAUGCUCGUCUUCCUAUUCCUGUCAUCACCAGAGACUGUUCUUCAUCAUCUUCAUCAUCAAAUUGUUCAGUGUUGUGUUCGGUGGUCAAGGUGUCACAUGAUGUGAGUGUCUCCUGGUACAAAGGAAAGAGUUUAUUGUCCAGCAUCAGUGUGUCUGAUCUCAACAUCAGACUCUCUCUACCUCUGGAGGUGGAAUAUCAGGAUACAAACACAUACAGAUGUGUGGUCAACAAUCCCAUCACAAACCUCACACAACAUCUACACAUAACUCAACUCUGUCACACGUCUGCAGGUUCAGGGCCGAUGCGAAUCAGAGAUAUAGCAGUGAUCUCUUGUGCUGUUGUUGGAUCUCUGAUGAUUGUUAUUUCUGUUCUGAUCUUCUGGAUCCGCAGGAAACACAAAAAAACAAAUCAAAAAGUUCAGACCGAUGAGGAGGAGAUUACCUACGUGGAGACAACAUUCAAUAAAAGACACACAAAUAACCCGAGAUCUGCAAUGGAGGAAGAUGUGGUGUAUGCUGGAGUCAUGAGAAGAUGAUCAAACUUUCGGACUUGACACAUGUUGCAAUGAUCUUGUAAAUAUGCUUAAUGUGUUUUUAUCUCACUCAUUUACUCACGCACACAUAAUUGUUUUGUUCCCCUUACAAAAGGUGUGCUGUAGGUACAGUACACAUUAGGGAUGAAACGAUAUCAAAAUACUUCGAUUUAAUGCCUGCUGUACAAUAUUUAUUGCAAUAUUUAAAAAGACAAAUGAAGGCUUUGAAUAAAGUGCUAUACGUGUUUAACACAACAACUAUUGAACAUUGCUGUGAGGAACAAAUGGAACCAUAUCAUAUCCUGUCCUCUGUUCUUUGUCAUCUAAUCUUAACUUUUCCUUUGAGGUUUGAGUUAUAGCACUGUAUGAGAUAAGUCAAAUGACUUAAAACUCCCUCUUAUAAAAUAAAAAACGGCACCAGCUGGACUUUGAAAGAUUUAAAAUCUAUUAUUUUGUUUAACAAAAUCACAAAUUUUGAAAUCACAAAUCCUGUCCUUGUCCUCAGCCAAAUGGGGCAUAUGCACACGGAGCGAUGACGUUGUUCCGCUAAAAUCUCUGCCAGGUCUGUUUCAUCCGGCGCCGUAAGGAACAAAGGGCGUUUCACUUCAGGAUCCACAUAGGAAUACGAUCAACAACGCAAGUCUAUCAUUCAAACACUUCUUAGUACGUCGACAACCAAGGUGAAAAACUUCAGGUGAUUCACUUCAAGGUACAUCAACAAAUGUGAAAGAAGCCAAGUGAACUUUUGCACUUGCUAGAGAUCACAGAGGCACUUUACCUACUUACCUGUAGUGCCGACGGUUCACCGAAAUUUAAACGUUUUCUUACUAAACACAUAGUUAUCAUUUGGUGAAAAAUCCCCCUCAGUGCUUUGAGAGCAGAAGUGACGUCAUUGACCCGUGUGCAUAUACCCCAUUGGACCUACAGCUUUCAGUUUUGUAAUGCUAAUAAUUGUUAUUUAGAAAAAACCUCACAUCAAUAGCAAGUUUAAGUUGUUAUCUUUCACAUCGAUUGAUUAAAAACAUGAAAUUAUACAUAAAUUCUACAAGUAAAUACUGUUUUACCACUGUCCCCAUAUUUUUGGUCAGUCCUGUCACGUUUACAUAAAACUCAAAAUAAAAUGUGU
Messenger RNA from Triplophysa dalaica, 2092 nucleotides. Its product is annotated as natural killer cell receptor 2B4-like. NCBI's taxonomy places the organism in Eukaryota, Metazoa, Chordata, Actinopteri, Cypriniformes, Nemacheilidae. The transcript has 6 exons. The record is from RefSeq and is a predicted model, not a curated record. Bases 64 to 969 code for a protein of 301 amino acids.